AUGUUGUUCUUCAGUUUUUUUAAGACUAUCACAAACCACACAGUUACAAUUGAACUAAAGAAUGACAUCCGCAUACGUGGCACUCUUAAAAGUGUUGACCAAUAUCUGAAUAUCAAGCUGGAUGACAUUGAGGUUCUUGACCUGGAUGAAUACCCACAUCUCUCCAGUGUGAAGAAUAUUUUCGUUCGAGGGAGCGUGGUCCGAUAUAUCGUCUUACCGCAGGCGGAGGUAGAUAGGGGAUUAUUGGAGGAUGCCACAAGGAGAGAAGCUGAAAAUCAAGCGCAUAAAACCCGAUGA
This is a messenger RNA of Histoplasma mississippiense, 297 nucleotides long. Its product is annotated as small nuclear ribonucleoprotein LSM2. Gene Ontology annotation, biological process: mRNA splicing, via spliceosome. The coding region runs from base 1 to 297 and encodes 98 amino acids. The transcript has 3 exons. The record is from RefSeq and is a predicted model, not a curated record. Gene Ontology annotation, cellular component: Lsm1-7-Pat1 complex; U6 snRNP; U4/U6 x U5 tri-snRNP complex. NCBI's taxonomy places the organism in Eukaryota, Fungi, Ascomycota, Eurotiomycetes, Onygenales, Ajellomycetaceae. Gene Ontology annotation, molecular function: RNA binding.